AUGUGCACAAUCCAAUAUGGCGGCCAGUUCUCAAUUUCUGUCAUCUCCAUGUGCGGCUUUAUCUGCCAAAAAUUUACCCAUUAAUAAGUUUAGAAAAGAAAUCAUGAAUGCCGUCGAGGAGAAUGACGUCUUUAUUGUGGUUGCUGAAACAGGCAGUGGAAAAUCCACCCAAAUACCGCAAUUUUUGUACAGACACUGGUUGAGCGGGAAUAGCGGCAAAAUCGCCAUUACCCAGCCAAGGAAGAUUGGAGCGAUAGCUUUAGCUGCUCGUGUCUCAGAUGAAAUGAAUUGCAAACUCGGAGAUCUUGUCGGCUAUCAAGUUCGUUUCGACGAGUGCGCAUCGUCAAAAACUCGCAUAAAGUAUUUGACUGACGGAUGUUUACUGCGAGAGUUUAUCGAAGAUCCUUUAUUGCAAGAGUAUGAUUGCAUAAUAUUGGACGAAGCUCACGAAAGAAGUCUUGAUACGGAUAUAUUAUUUGGUCUUGUAAAAAGACUGUUUAUUUCCAAUGAAGGAAAACUGCUGGGACGAAGAAAUCCUCUGAAAAUAAUUAUUAUGUCUGCAUCUUUAAAUCAAGAGAAGUUCUCCAAUUUUUUUGGUUCUUGUCCUAUCCUUGAAAUCCCAGGUCGUCUGUUUCCAGUGAAGACUAUUUACUGCAACAUGGUUGGGAAAGAUGAUAUUGACAUGCCUCAUUAUUUAACCGCGGCAGUAAAUAAAGCAAUUGAAAUCCAUGUCGACUCACCACCUGGUCAUAUAUUACUUUUCCUUACUGGUCAUGAAGAAAUUGAAAAUUGUUGUGAUAAACUGUACGAGAAAGCAGAAAAUAUUGACUACAGAUAUGAUGUGUCCAGUCAUGAUGUAGAAGCAUUAUUAAUUUUACCUCUUUAUGGGUCAAUGUCAACAGAUUUACAGAGACGAGUGUUUGCUCCUGUUGAGAAAGGAGUCAGAAAAAUUGUUGUGGCAACAAAUAUUGCAGCAACAUCUUUAACCAUUGAGGGUAUCAGAUACGUAAUUGAUUGUGGUUUUGUAAAGCAACUAUCUCAUAAUCCAAGAACUGGCUUGGAUUCGCUCAAUAUCGUCUUAAUUUCACGUUCCGAAGCUUUGCAAAGAGCAGGAAGGGCUGGCCGAACUAACGAUGGGAUUUGCUAUCGACUUUACACAAGAGAAGUCUACGACGAGCUUAUGUCAAGUGAAACAACUCCUGAGAUUCAAAGGACAAAUUUGGCAAAAGUUGUGCUGUAUCUCAAAACGAUGCAUAUUGAUGACGUCUUAAGAUUUGACUAUCUUGAUCCACCUGAAGAGAGAAUUGUUGUGGAAGCGAUGAAAAGAUUAUUUAUUCUUGGGGCAAUAGAUAGACAAUCUACCAUCACUACAGCUGGUCGAAGAAUGGUACAUUUUCCACUCUCUCCAAGUCUUUCUAGGAUAGUUCUAGCGUCGCUAGAGUUUGACUGUUUGGAUUCUGCUGUUACGAUCGUUGCAAUGCUCUCUGUGGAAGAUGUGUUUUUGCGUCCUCCUAAUCGCAAAGGCCUAUCGCAGGCGACUAACGUUUGGGCCGAGCUUGCCCGGUUUGCGGGUGGACAUAAUGAUUUUAUGAUGUUGUUGUUCGUGUUCAAUGAAUGCUUUCGCAGUGAUAAUCCUGUAAAAUGGUGUCGCGAUCAUUACUGUCAUUGGAGAGCAUUGAAAACAGCUUCUAAAAUACGCGAGCAACUCCUGGCGAUUGCUAAACGACAGAGAAAGAACGGCGAAGAAAAAUGCUUUCAAGUGUCACAGUGUGAGAGAGCGCCAACCAAGAAGGAUUCAAUUGUAAAUGCUCUUUGUCAAGGAUUGUUUUCAAAAUAGCGAGAAAGGGACUGAGUAAAAGUUUUCGAACAAUGGAUGGACAUGGAACGUCGGUACAUCUUCAUCCUUCUUCAGCGAUGUUUGGACAAGAAAGUGAUGUUGAUUGGAUAAUGUUUAGUGAUGUCAUAUGGACCUCCAAGAUUUUUGUCAAGAACGUUUGUCAAAUUUCGUAUGAAAGAGUACACAAUUUACUGCCACGUGUUCAUGAAGCAAAUGAACUUCAUUUUGGACUAGAUGAAGUACGAUCUCAGGGA
This is a messenger RNA of Xenia sp. Carnegie-2017, 2091 nucleotides long. Its product is annotated as probable ATP-dependent RNA helicase DHX40. The record is from RefSeq and is a predicted model, not a curated record. The transcript is spliced from 15 exons. Gene Ontology annotation, cellular component: intracellular anatomical structure. Lineage: Eukaryota; Metazoa; Cnidaria; Anthozoa; Malacalcyonacea; Xeniidae. Gene Ontology annotation, molecular function: RNA binding; ATP binding. The coding region runs from base 17 to 1837 and encodes 606 amino acids.